AUGCUCAACAAUACUUUUAGACUCACUUAUGACCUCAUUGUACCCAAUUCCGGUGCAGGGCUGGUUUUAUACAAUAAACCCAUAAGAUUUUGUGGACUCGGGAACCCAAACCCGACCAAUUUUGAUAGUAACUUUUCGUUUUCUAUUUUUGAUUUAAACCCGAAUUCUAUAGGUGGUGGUUUUGCUUUUGUUAUCUCGCCCGACGACAUAUCCAUUGGAGCCGCUGGUGGGUUUCUUGGGAUUCCGGCUGGCUCUGUCGCCUUAGAGUUUGACACUUUUAAGGAUAUGGAGUUUAAGGAUGUUAAUGGAAACCAUGUUGGUCUGGAUAUCAACUCAACGGUUUCUUUACAUGUUGUAGAUUUGGAUAGGGUUAAAGUUAAUUUAAGAAGUGGGGAGUUAAUCUACUCGUGGGUUGAGUAUUCCGGGUCAAAUCAUCAACUCAAAGUAUACAUUUCGAAUUCCAAAACAAAGCCCAAAUCACCAGUUUUACCAGUCACCUUAGAUCUUUGUCAUUACGUAAAUGAAUUUAUGUUUGUUGGGUUUUCGGGGUCAACUCAGGGGAGUACUGAGGUCCACUCAGUUGAAUAUUGGAGUUUUACUUCAGCUUUUGAUGACCCAUAUACGGAACUCGGCUCAAACUCACAACCUCCAACAUCACCACCACCAAUUUCAGACUUCAUGAGCCCCCCAUUUGACCCAACGCCAUUUUCGCUGCCACCAACGAUAUCAACCACUCAUACAACCCAAACUUACCGCAAGCCUAGCAAACUAAUAAGAUGGCUGGUGGGGGCGUUGGUUGGAAUAGUUGUGACUGGGGGCAUAAGCAUUUACAUCAAAUAUCAAAAUGGAGAUAAAAAUCAGUACUAUAAUAUCUCCGAUGAGUUUGUCGAGUCAGCUAAACUGAGAUUUGGGUUAUCCGAGGAAUUAUUUGUCGUUGAUGAUGAGGAAUCAGUUGGGUCUGUCAUUGGGAUUGGGAUUCCGCCUAUUAGUGCUGUUAUGUUAGGACCAAUGUGUCUGAGGCCUUGGGAGUUGCCCAUGGCACGGAAGAGUAAUAAUUAG
Molecule: messenger RNA, 1059 nt
Organism: Erigeron canadensis
Lineage: Eukaryota; Viridiplantae; Streptophyta; Magnoliopsida; Asterales; Asteraceae
Product: L-type lectin-domain containing receptor kinase VIII.2-like
Exons: 2
Coding region: 1-1059 (352 amino acids)
Molecular function (GO): carbohydrate binding
Source: RefSeq, a predicted model, not a curated record